Messenger RNA from Suncus etruscus (white-toothed pygmy shrew), 866 nucleotides. RefSeq lists its product as uncharacterized. The coding region runs from base 1 to 831 and encodes 276 amino acids. The record is from RefSeq and is a predicted model, not a curated record. The transcript is spliced from 5 exons. NCBI's taxonomy places the organism in Eukaryota, Metazoa, Chordata, Mammalia, Eulipotyphla, Soricidae.
AUGGUAAAGAAGCAGAAAAAAGACAGAACAAGGUCAAUUCCAAGAUCAGUUCCCACAGCUAGUGACUCUCCCAGCAGUCAACAAAAUCCUGACUUACAGCCCUUAAAGUCUGAAAUGCUACAAGAUGGUCAUGAGCUCAUGAAAAACAAAAGGACAGACUUUGGGCCUGGAAUUGGGCAAGAUAAUCCUGUUCAUGGAGAUAAAGAAAGAACUCGUGAGCUAACCUCAGAGAUAGAUCAUCAGUCUAGAGAAAGAGGAUGCUGGGUAGAGCUUUUUGUUCACACUGGGCAGGAAAAUGGUGCACUCAUUCUGGAGAACCAUCUUGACUACGUUGUCACAAGAAGCAGCUCACAGAAUAAGAGAACAAGAAAAGUUUUUCGACAUGAACACGGCGGAGCUGUGGAGGUCAGACUUAAAUCGUGGGGAGCGGAACAGACAGACCCCGCAGCCCCCAGCAGCAACAGAUCAGCCCAGAGCCUGACGUGGCUCGGACCUUCUAGAAGCCCCGCGCAUCCCGGGUGUCUGGCGAAGUGCGUGCGUGCUGCUACGAGGCCCCUUAGCCAACGCGGAGCAGGGGCGGGGACAGGGUGGCCGCUGCAACCGGGUCCACGAACCCCAAGACUCGAUCGCACAAGAGCCAGGACAGCAGCGGGGGACCGAUCAGAGUCGGGAGGACCGAGGGUGCGGACGAGCCACAUUGGUGCGUUGCGGCACCUCGGGCUCGCUCCCUCCCGCUUUGGGGUGGGGGGGGGGGGAAGCCGUGGAAAACAGCGGAUUCCUGGAGCCGGCGGGGGACGGGGAGACGCUGUCUGUCCGAGCUUCACCAGCUAGGCAUUCCCAUCACCUGGCUUCCCCGCCACUUGGAG